Molecule: messenger RNA, 1275 nt
Organism: Stereum hirsutum FP-91666 SS1
Lineage: Eukaryota; Fungi; Basidiomycota; Agaricomycetes; Russulales; Stereaceae
Exons: 5
Coding region: 27-1253 (408 amino acids)
Source: RefSeq, a predicted model, not a curated record
CGAUCCUCAUUGAUUGACCUCAUGAUAUGUGGUUUACCUGCCCCACUUGCGGGAAGGGUCCACUAACCCUCGAGGAAUUCCGUAUCAUCGACAAAUGUGGUCAUGGUGCAUGCAUCGAAUGUCUGGAGCGGUGGCUUGAAGACAAUCCAAAGAAGACUUGUGCAGUCUGUCGGGAACCCCACACUCACAAAAACCUUCGCCGAAUCUUCAUUGAUUGGGAACUAGCAGAGAACCCAUUGAUCGUACGGACGAAUGAGGUUGCCCAGAGAAUAGGCGAGAUGGGUCCCGACAGUCCUUUGAAGAGUGUAAAAAGGACCCCUCAUGAAAUCGCGAAGCUCGCCAAGAUAGCAGCUCGACAACGGGAUGUAUCGAAAGCGGAGAGCACACUAUGGGACGCGAAAGAAGACUUCGAGACACGACUGGCACCGAUGUUUGAGGAACUUGAGGAGCUUCGAAAAAAGAACGAGUCUCUCAAACAAGCGAACGCUGAUCUACGAGUCCAGUCAACUCUCGCGCAGAAUAAGGCGGCCAAGUAUGCUCAGAGGCUCGAAGGGGCGAAUCGUGCGGCAGCCGAAGCGGCGGCGUCUUCGACGAAGCUUAACGAGCGGAAUGCAACUAUCCAGCGUCUCACGGAGGAAAACAGUGUGCUGGAGGCGAAUAACAGGCAAUACCGUGACCAGCUGGAGAAGCUCAAGAAAUCGGAACAAAGAUCACAUACAAAGCUUCGUGCCAUGGAAAAGCAACGUCAGGCCGAUGAGAAGAGGCGGCGCCGACAGGAAGACCGCCCUCAAGGGAAAUUUGAGUCCCAAGAUGCGAGCCUCAUCGUAAUGCCACCAGAGGAUCCGACGCUCGCUUUGAGUCCGCCUUCGUCUCCCGUCUAUUUGGAAUUUGAGGAAAGACUCGGUGAGCCUAGCCGUAGCGCUAAGCGGCGAAAGAUUUUUGUAGACGACGGCACAGACGCAGAGGACACAUUAGACAGGCUUCCACUCCUACCAACACUAUCCUCGCUGAAUGACGCCACACCUGCUCAUCGCCCACAUCGAACAACCACCUCUCCAAGUAAGAUCAUCGGUCUCCCUGUGGCCAAACCUUCCUUCGGUUCAUCCUGGAAUCUGCCCCAGCCACUUCCAGCGAGCACACGGCACAAACUUGAGCGUGAGAAAUCUGGAUCACUACCGUUUCCAUUAGGAAAGGACGGAAAACCGAAAGGACCUCUCCAACUAGGAUCGCGGAUGAAACUUUCGAAACCGUAAGCUUAGCGGCGGGUAACUGAUG